CCCCUUGAAAUGAAAUGCACACUGAGUGUUAAAAAAUGGCAUCAAGCAAGCGGCAGUCUUAUCCUUAAACCCCAAAAGCUCUAAAACCCCCCACUGCUCUCUCUCCCUCAUCAAUGGCGUCCGCUUCCUUCACUCUCCUCACAACCCCAUUCCUCCUCUCUCCAAAAGACCGCUAUCUCUCCCCUCUCCUCCUCAAACCCCCCAAAACCCUAAACCGUAACAAGCUGAAAUCCGAUUGCAGGUGCAAUUUCUCUGCCCAAAAUCAGCCCCCAAAACAAAAGCAGAAGCAAAAGCCGCCGCCGCAGCAGAAGCGAAGGAAUCCAGAGGGCGAUGUUGACCCCGUUGGAUUCCUCUCUAAGUAUGGGAUCAACGAUAGGGCCUUUGCUCAGUUCCUGCGUGAACGGCAUAAAGCAUACAAGGAUAGGAAGCUUGAGAUUUUUUCGCGCUUUAUUGAUCUUCAGGGAGCUGCAGAAGGGUAUGAGAUAAUGGGGUUGCAUAGGCACAGACAACAUCGGGUCGACUACAUGGAAUGGGGUCCAGGUGCUCGAUAUUGCUCUCUAGUUGGUGAUUUCAAUGGGUGGUCACCAACAGAAAAUAGUGCAAGAGAGGGAUAUUUUGGUUAUGAUGACUUCGGCUAUUGGUUUAUCAUUCUUCAGGAUAAACUCAGAGAUGGUCAAGAAGCAGAUAAGCACUACUUUCAGGAGUACAAUUAUGUGGAUGACUAUGAUAAAGGUGACAGUGGUGUAGAUGCUGAAGAAUUAUUUAAACAAAUAGAUAAGGAAUAUUGGGAACCAGGAGAGAAAUGGGUUCGUAAGUCUCGUUUAGAAUUAGUUGCUAAGUUAUAUGAGCAAAUGUUUGGUCCCAAUGGUCCCCAGACAGAAGAAGAACUUGGCGAAAUACCUGAUGCUGAAACAAGGUACAAAGAAUGGAAAGAAACACAAAAGAAUGAUUCUGAGAAUGACCAAUCUCGUUUUGCCGUCAUUGAUGAUGGGAAGGAACAUGAUAUUUUUGAUGUUAUAGAUGAUCCUAUUUCUAAGGAGAAAUUUCGAGCAAAGAAGCCUCCAAUUCCUUACUGGAUUGAAAUGCGAAAAGGUAGAAAGGCAUGGUUGAAGAAAUAUAUGCCAGCUAUUUCUCAUGGAAGUAAAUACAGGGUUUACUUCAACACUCCCGAUGGUGCUUUAGAACGAGUUCCAGCUUGGGCAACAUAUGUGCUUCCAGAUGCAGAUAGGGAACAAUCCUGUGCAGUGCACUGGGAACCACCUCCUGAGGAUGUUUAUAAGUGGAGAAACAAGAAACCAAAAGUCUCUAAAUCACUUCGCAUAUAUGAAUGUCAUAUAGGAAUAAGCGGAUCUGAGCAAAAAAUAUCUUCUUUCAAUGACUUUGCUUCAAAUGUGCUUCCCCAUAUAAAAAAUGCAGGAUACAAUGCCAUUCAAAUUUUUGGGCUUGUUGAGCAUAGAGAUUAUUCUUCUGUUGGUUAUAAAGUCACUAAUUUUUUUGCUGUUAGCAGUAGAUAUGGCACUCCUGAAGACUUCAAGCAUUUGGUUGAUGAAGCACAUGGGAUGGGCCUUCUGGUUUUUUUAGACAUUGUUCAUUCCUAUGCGGCAGCUGAUGAGUUAGUAGGAUUAUCUCUUUUUGAUGGAUCAAAUGACUGCUACUUCCACUCUGGUAAACGCGGUAAUCAUAAAUAUUGGGGCACCAGAAUGUUCAAAUAUGGGGAUCCUGAUGUGCUGCAGUUCCUUUUGUCAAAUUUAAAGUGGUGGGUUCAUGAAUAUCAGAUUGAUGGUUUCCAAUUUCACUCACUCUCAUCAAUGAUGUACACGCAUAAUGGCUAUGCUGCUUUUACCGGUUCAAUGGAGGAGUACUACAAUCAAUAUGUUGAUAGAGAUGCUUUGAUAUAUCUAAUUUUAGCUAAUGAGAUGCUCCAUGAGCUUCAUCCAGAUAUUAUAACAAUUGCAGAAGAUAUGACAGUUUAUCCUGGAUUAUGUGAGUUAACCACUCAAGGGGGAUUGGGAUUUGAUUACUGGGUCAAUGCUUCUGUGUCACAGAUGUGGUUGUGGCUUCUUCAAAGUGUUCCUGAACUGGAUUGGAGCAUGAAUAAGAUUGUGAGUGUACUCACUAGCAACCACCAAAGAAAUGAUAGGAUGCUAGUAUAUGUUGAGAAUCAUAAUCAGUCCAUAUCUGGAGCAAUGUCAUUUGCUGAGGUUGUGAUUGGUAAACUCAGAGAGCAACGCCUUGAGUCAGCAGAUGUAGCCUUUAGAGGUUCUUCAAUACUUAAGAUGAUCAAACUAAUUACUUUCUCCUUAUGCGGGCGUGCAUACCUCAAUUUUGUGGGCAAUGAAUUUGGACAUCCCAAUAAAGUAGAAUUCCCCAUGCCAAGCAACAACAACUCUUUUGCCUAUGCCAACCGCCGGUGGGAUUUAUUGAUGGGUAAAGGGUUGCACAGCAAUCUUUUCAACUUUGACAAGGAUAUGAUGAAGUUGGAUGAGGAUGAACAAAUACUUUCAAAGGGCUCAGCAAAGGUUCACCAUGUAAAUGACUCUAAUAUGAUAAUAUCCUACCUUAGAGGUCCCCUUCUCUUCGUAUUUAACUUUCAUCCAGAGGCCUCUUUUGAGGGGUAUAUUAUUGGGGUAGAAGAAGCUGGAGAGUAUCAAGUAGUAUUGAACACAGAUGAAAUCAGCUAUGGUGGACAUGGAAUGCUCAAAAUUGAUCAGUGUCUCCACAGAACGAGUAACAAGAGGAGCGAUGGAUGCCGAAACUCCUUGGAAGUGACUUUACCUUGUAGAAGUGCUCAGGUGUAUAAACUGACUCGAAUCUUAAGAGUGUGAAGCAUGCUGCCUUGAUAAAAUCCAAAAGUUAGUGCGGAUUGGAAUUUGUAGAUGAUAGCGGCAUUGGGAUCGACCAAGAUGCAUUUGCAUCUAGAAGUUCCUGAUGAAGUGUUGGAAUAUUAACUUCUGCUAAAGAAUUUCUGGAGCAACGAUAAAGCAAGCUGUCCAGGCCAUUUGUGCCUCAGAUUUUACUCAUGGUACAAUUUUUUCUGAUAUGUGAUCGCUUGAGCUAAAGUCAUCCUCUUUCCAAUGAUGAUUUGUUCAGCAUCGUCAUUUUGCACCAUCAAUCAAGUUGCACCAUCAAUCAAGUUGGUGGAUAUGAGGGGCUCAGAAAUUUCAACUAGGUCCAGUUAUCCAUAGUAGUUUGCUAAUAUUAUGGAUAUAUUCUUUCUCCGACUCCUUUUAAGAUUAUCUGGAGAAAUGUUGUAGCAAAUACAAACGAUACUUGGAAUAUAAUGAGAUCAAUUGAUGAGCGUUGUAGACAUAAAUGAAAGCGCAUCCACAAUAGUAGCCGAUCUUGCAGUAUUAUGUGUUAUGUGAAAGCUGGGUGUAUUAAUGAUAUUGAGCAUGUCUCGCCAGAAAUGGUAAAAAUUACCUAUCCAAAUAUUCUUUAAGGCAUUGAUGAGCCCUAGUGCUGUUCCA
Asparagus officinalis (garden asparagus) is the source of this 3467-nucleotide messenger RNA. RefSeq names its product 1,4-alpha-glucan-branching enzyme 3, chloroplastic/amyloplastic. The record is from RefSeq and is a predicted model, not a curated record. NCBI's taxonomy places the organism in Eukaryota, Viridiplantae, Streptophyta, Magnoliopsida, Asparagales, Asparagaceae. Gene Ontology annotation, molecular function: cation binding; 1,4-alpha-glucan branching enzyme activity; hydrolase activity, hydrolyzing O-glycosyl compounds. Gene Ontology annotation, cellular component: cytoplasm. The transcript is spliced from 21 exons. Gene Ontology annotation, biological process: glycogen biosynthetic process. Bases 114 to 2825 code for a protein of 903 amino acids.